Bacillus rossius redtenbacheri is the source of this 3153-nucleotide messenger RNA. Its product is annotated as collagen, type I, alpha 1a-like. The coding region runs from base 1 to 3153 and encodes 1050 amino acids. Lineage: Eukaryota; Metazoa; Arthropoda; Insecta; Phasmatodea; Bacillidae. The record is from RefSeq and is a predicted model, not a curated record. The transcript has 4 exons.
AUGGCAACGCGGGUCCAGGCAGGUUGCCCGGGCGACACACAGCUGGGCCUGAGCUGCGGCGCGGCCAUUCACAGGAGCGCCUGUGAGGCAGGCAGCGUGCGCGCCGCUGUGCUGCGUGUGGCAUCGGCCGAGAGCGGGCUCCAGAGCAUGGGGCCAGUGGCUCGCCACCUCGCCAUAUCACCACCUCGCCACCUCGCCACCUCGCCACCUCGCCACCUCGCAACCUUGCCACCUCAUCACCUCGCCACCUCGCCACCUCGCCACCUCACCACCUCGCAACCUUGCCACCUCACCACCUCAUACCACCGCCUCGCCACCUCACCACCUCGCCAACUCACCACCUCGCCACCUCGCCAUCUCGCCACCACACCACCUCGCCACCACGCCACUUCGCCACCUCGCCACCACGCCACCUCGUCACCUCACCACCCCGCCACCUCGAGAUACCACCACCUCGCCAACUCACCACCUCGCCACCUCGUCACCUCGCCAUCUCGCCACCACACCACCUCGCCACCACGCCACUUCGCCACCAAACCACAUACCCACCUCGCCACAUCACCACCUCACCACAUCGCCACCCCGCCACCUCACCACCUCGCCACCUCCAGAUACCACCACCUCGCCAAAACACCACCUCGCCAUCUCGCCACCACACCACCUCACCACCUCGCCACCUCGCCACCUCGCCACAACGCCACCUCGCCACCAAACCACAUACCCACCUCGCCACAUCACCACCUCACCACAUCGCCACCCCGCCACCUCACCACCUCGCCACCUCCAGAUACCACCACCUCGCCAAAACACCACCACGCCACCUCGCCACCUCGCCACCUCGCCACCUCGCUCCGUGUAGUAAUGUGCGAGGCCGACUGCAGCGUGGUGGCGCAGUUCCUGGGUCAAUCUGGAGGCGGCGGGUUGUGCCCCGCCGCCGGCUGUAUCGACCCUCGCCCCCUGGUCCUGGGGGCGUGGGGGCAGAGCCUGGAGCCAGGGCGAGACCCAGGAGAGGCCGGGGGCGGCAGUCUGGAGGCGGCGGGUUGUGCCCCGCCGCCGGCUGUAUCGACCCUCGCCCCCCUGGUCCUGGGGGCGUGGGGGCAGAGCCUGGAGCCAGGGCGAGACCCAGGAGAGGCCGGGGGCGGCAGUCUGGAGGCGGCGGGUCGUGCCCCGCCGCCGGCUGUAUCGACCCUCGCCCCCCUGGUCCUGGGGGCGUGGGGGCAGAGCCUGGAGCCAGGGCGAGACCCAGGAGAGGCCGGGGGCGGCAGUCUGGAGGCGGCGGGUCGUGCCCCACCGCCGGCUGUAUCGACCCUCGCCCCCCUGGUCCUGGGGGCGUGGGGGCAGAGCCUGGAGCCAGGGCGAGACCCAGGAGAGGCCGGGGGCGGCAGUCUGGAGGCGGCGGGUUGUGCCCCGCCGCCGACUAGCCUGGAGCCAGGGCGAGAUCCAGGAGAGGCCGGGGGCGGCAGUCUGGAGGCGGCGGGUUGUGCCCCGCCGCCGGCUGUAUCGACCCUCGCCCCCCUGUUCCUGGGGGCGUGGGGGCAGAGCCUGGAGCCAGGGCGAGACCCAGGAGAGGCCGGGGGCGGCAGUCUGGAGGCGGCGGGUUGUGCCCCGCCGCCGGCUGUAUCGACCCUCGCCCCCCUGGUCCUGGGGGCGUGGGGGCAGAGCCUGGAGCCAGGGCGAGACCCAGGAGAGGCCGGGGGCGGCAGUCUGGAGGCGGCGGGUUGUGCCCCGCCGCCGGCUGUAUCGACCCUCCCCCCUGGUCCUGGGGGCGUGGGGGCAGAGCCUGGAGCCAGGGCGAGAUCCAGGAGAGGCCGGGGGCGGCAGUCUGGAGGCGGCGGGUUGUGCCCCGCCGCCGGCUGUAUUGACCCUCGCCCCCCUGGUCCUGGGGGCGUGGGGGCAGAGCCUGGAGCCAGGGCGAGACCCAGGAGAGGCCGGGGGCGGCAGUCUGGAGGCGGCGGGUUGUGCCCCGCCGCCGGCUGUAUCGACCCUCCCCCCUGGUCCUGGGGGCGUGGGGGCAGAGCCUGGAGCCAGGGCGAGAUCCAGGAGAGGCCGGGGGCGGCAGUCUGGAGGCGGCGGGUUGUGCCCCGCCGCCGGCUGUAUCGACCCUCGCCCCCCUGGUCCUGGGGGCGUGGGGGCAGAGCCUGGAGGCAGGGCGAGACCCAGGAGAGGCCGGGGGCGGCAGUCUGGAGGCGGCGGGUUGUGCCCCGCUGCCGGCUGUAUCGACCCUCCCCCCUGGUCCUGGGGGCGUGGGGGCAGAGCCUGGAGCCAGGGCGAGAUCCAGGAGAGGCCGGGGGCGGCAGUCUGGAGGCGGCGGGUUGUGCCCCGCCGCCGGCUGUAUCGACCCUCGCCCCCCUGGUCCUGGGGGCGUGGGGGCAGAGCCUGGAGCCAGGGCGAGACCCAGGAGAGGCCGGGGGCGGCAGUCUGGAGGCGGCGGGUCGUGCCCCACCGCCGCUGUAUCGACCCGCCCCCCUGGUCCUGGGGGCGUGGGGGCAGAGCCUGGAGCCAGGGCGAGAUCCAGGAGAGGCCGGGGGCGGCAGUCUGGAGGCGGCGGGUUGUGCCCCGCCGCCGGCUGUAUCGACCCUCGCCCCCCAUUUCCUGGGGGCGUGGGGGCAGAGCCUGGAGCCAGGGCGAGACCCAGGAGAGGCCGGGGGCGGCAGUCUGGAGGCGGCGGGUCGUGCCCCACCGCCGCUGUAUCGACCCGCCCCCCUGGUCCUGGGGGCGUGGGGGCAGAGCCUGGAGCCAGGGCGAGAUCCAGGAGAGGCCGGGGGCGGCAGUCUGGAGGCGGCGGGUUGUGCCCCGCCGCCGGCUGUAUCGACCCUCGCCCCCCUGGUCCUGGGGGCGUGGGGGCAGAGCCUGGAGCCAGGGCGAGACCCAGGAGAGGCCGGGGGCGGCAGUCUGGAGGCGGCGGGUUGUGCCCCGCCGCCGGCUGUAUCGACCCUCCCCCCUGGUCCUGGGGGCGUGGGGGCAGAGCCUGGAGCCAGGGCGAGACCCAGGAGAGGCCGGGGGCGGCAGUCUGGAGGCGGCGGGUUGUGCCCCGCCGCCGGCUGUAUCGACCCGCCCCCCUGGUCCUGGGGGCGUGGGGGCAGAGCUCGCGCGCGGCAGUUCAGCGGCCCGACAAUCAAUACACCCACUGACCUCCAUCCGCGGCGCGCGUAG